This is a messenger RNA of Spodoptera littoralis (African cotton leafworm), 1248 nucleotides long. NCBI's taxonomy places the organism in Eukaryota, Metazoa, Arthropoda, Insecta, Lepidoptera, Noctuidae. The record is from the annotation of a GenBank genome assembly.
AUGGCUGUUCCCGAACAGUUCUCGCUUCGAUGGAAUGAUUUCCAUUCGAAUUUGUCACAAUCGUUUCAUGCCUUGCUGGAAGGUGAAGACUUGGUAGAUGUGACCCUGGCCGCUGGUGGCCAGUACGUGCACGCUCACAAACUGAUCCUGUCAGUAUGCAGCCCUUACUUCAAGGAACUUUUUAAGAUGAACCCAUGUGAACACCCCAUAGUAAUAUUGAAAGACGUGGCACACCAAGAACUGCGCCAGCUGCUUCAGUUUAUGUACCGUGGUGAGGUCCACGUGCGUCGCCAAGAGUUGUCUGGCUUUCUUCAUACUGCUGAGCUUCUACAAGUGAAGGGACUGACCGGGGGUCGGGAGAGAAGCGAGUCUCCGACUGGCAUGGCAGAGGAGCCCCCGAAGCCUACGCCACUACAACAGGAGAUAGCCGACCAGCCUGCCGAUUGGAACCCCGUGGUGGAAGACACUACCUCCUCGGAGCCUCCACCAGAACCCACCGACACAGUCACCAUCAAGGAGGAGGCUGCCCGGAGCCCACUGAAGAGAUUAUUGAAGAACACCCCAACCAAGAACAGCCACAGCACCAAGAAGAAGCCGCGCACCAUCAAGGACUCGCCCACUCACCCCGAAAACACCGACUUCCCUUACGACGGCGAACCGCUGAUUGACUUCGACAACGACCUGUUUCACAGCGUGCUUGUGCUGCCCGAGUCUGCCAAGGAGUCUGCAGGUUGGAACUGCAAGACGGGGGGCGUAAAGUGUCCGUCGUGCCACCGGUACUUCGCGAACCGGUACAACCUGAAGGUGCACAUUCGAGACAAGCACGACACUCGCGAGGGCACGCUGCAGUGCGACAUCUGCCAGAAGCGCAUGCGCAACCCAUCGUGUCUGCGCGUGCAUAUGUACCAUCAUCGCAAGCAGGCCGCCUACCUCGCGCAGCUGAGCACGCAGGGAGAACCCAUGAAGAUGCAGAACAUGGUCGGUGGAGGCAAGUGGCGCUCCGACUCAUCCAUGAGCAGCGGAGACUUCAAGGAUGUCGAUAAUUUCUCACCUGGAACUACUCCGGAAUCGAACAAGGCGUUCCUCGCGCAACUUGGGCAAAACGAGGUGAUGAGGCAAGCUUUCUCUACGUCGACACCGGAGGCGAAGUGCGCCCCCGAGGCGAACAACGUGUCCAGCGGCCCCGAGUCGGGCAAGCUUCCUGAAUCCGUGGUACCCAAAACGGAAGCUGAUUCUGAAACUGUAUGA